AUGUCCACCUCAAAACCCCACAUAGCCCAAGACCUCCUCUCCCGCGCCCACUCCCCCGACACAGCCGAGCAACUCUUCACCGAGCGCAUAAAACAAAAACCACUCUACCUGCGCCCAACAUCACCUACACCAGCCGACAACCGCUCUCGCCGUCGUUUGCAACGACUCCGGAAAAAGGAAUACUUUUACCGAAAGCAACGCCCUCGGCCCCUCUCUGCGCGGCAAAAACGUGUGUCGGGGCUAUACGACCUGUCGAAAGAGGAAUGCAAGUAUGAGGUUUUCAAGGGCUUGCAUGGUUUAUGGGUGCAGUAUAUGCAUGAGGUGUUGGGUAUAGAGAAGAUUGCGAAUAACAAAGACAACAACAGCAACAACAACAGACCGCUGGUGAUAAGUGGGCAGGCCCAUGGUAGUAAGCUGGUCAGCGCUGAUUAUCAUGGUGCGGAGGUUGAGGUUGUGCGCAGUCGAUGCGCGGGCAGGGUUGGCACGAAGGGGAUUGUGGUUAGGGAUACGAAGUUUACGUUUGUUGUCGUGACGGAAAAGGAUGUCGUCAAGACGAUACCCAAAGAGCAUACCGUCUUCCGAUUCACUAUUCCGUCUACGCCGGUACAACCAUCAGCCGGAGAAAGUAAUGAAAAGCCGGAAGGAGAGAAACCGAAGGAUUUCGUCUUUGAGUUACAUGGAAGUCAAUUCGAAAACCGGCCGGUCGAUCGUGCGAAUAAGAAGUUCAAGUGGAGAAACAUUGAUUAUAUCUGA
Messenger RNA from Talaromyces marneffei, 753 nucleotides. RefSeq lists its product as uncharacterized. Lineage: Eukaryota; Fungi; Ascomycota; Eurotiomycetes; Eurotiales; Trichocomaceae. Bases 1 to 753 code for a protein of 250 amino acids. Gene Ontology annotation, molecular function: ribonuclease P RNA binding. Gene Ontology annotation, biological process: rRNA processing; tRNA 5'-leader removal. The transcript is spliced from 2 exons. Gene Ontology annotation, cellular component: ribonuclease MRP complex; ribonuclease P complex. The record is from RefSeq and is a predicted model, not a curated record.